This is a messenger RNA of Cannabis sativa, 558 nucleotides long. RefSeq lists its product as uncharacterized. The record is from RefSeq and is a predicted model, not a curated record. The transcript is spliced from 2 exons. The coding region runs from base 1 to 558 and encodes 185 amino acids. Lineage: Eukaryota; Viridiplantae; Streptophyta; Magnoliopsida; Rosales; Cannabaceae.
AUGAGGCACAAUGAAGAGAACUUCAUCAUCCUUCUUAUAUAUGUUGAUGAUGUUAUCUUGGCUGGUAAUAAUUUGGUUGAGAUGGAGACUCUUAAAGUUCAUCUGAACAAUAAGUUUCAGCUUAAGGAUCUUGGAGAUCUCAAGCAUUAUGCCUUCCAAAUGUUAGAGGAUCUUGGCCAUUUGGGGUGCAAGCCUGUGAACACCCCUAUGGAAGCCAAUUUGAAACUAAGUCAAGAUGAGGAAGAUAGAUUGGCUGAUCCUAAGCUUUGUAGGAGAGCCAUUGGAAAGUUGCAAUAUUUGACCAUUACAAGGUUGGAUAUAUCCUUCUCGGUCAACAAGCUAAGCCAAUUCCUUGUUACUCCCAAAGCUAUACAUAUGAAGGCUACUGAAAGGGUCCUUCAAUAUGUCAAGAAUUGCCCUGGUCAAGGUUUAUUCUUCCCCGCUACAUCAGAGAUUCAACUUAAAGCUUAUACGAAUGCGGAUUGGGGAACUUAUCCUGAUACUAGAAGAUCCACUACGGGAAUUUUUAUUUUUCUUGGACAAUCUCUGAUUUCUUGA